UCUGAUAUCUCUGAUGUAUAUAUAACCCAGUAGCAAUCUCUAUCUCCUUCACAUCAUUCUCUCCCAAAAGGUGAAGCUGUGAAGAGAAGGAAAAGAAAAACAUAUAGAUAUUUGGAGAAGAAAGGGUAUUGUAUAUCCGAAGAAGACUUCAGGGUCAACAAGAAUGGUUAGAGUUCCGGUGAGGUUUGAGAGGGUAGCAGCGGCGUUUCACGACGUGUCGUGGGUGCGUCUUGGCGAGAGCAGCGGGAGCGAGCACUCGCCGGAGAGUUUCACAGAUUUAUCGGAUCUUGUGAACUCGUUCAUUGAAAGAGACGGUGGAGCAUUUGAUAGAGAUCAUGACAAAGAGGUUGUGGAUAAUGAGAAGGAGCAAAACCAUGCAGAGUCGUCGGAUUCGUCUGAAUCCGAGACCAAGGAUAUGCUGCAGAGCCUGUUUGGUUCCGACGACGAUGGUGGUGAUCGGGAUGAGAUUCGCGCUGCAACAGAGCUUGCAAGCAAAGGGCUGAUCGGCGACAGGUCGUCCCCGGGGUUUAAACGACAACUGAUGGCUCGUCUACGCGACAUGGGUUUCGAUGCCGGCCUUAGCAAAUCGAAGUGGGAGAAAACUGGGCGAUUCCCAUCUGGAAAUUAUGAAUACGUUGAUGUAAAUGUGUGUGGGAACCGAUACAUCGUUGAAGUUUUGCUUGCCAGAGAAUUUGAAAUUGCUCGUCCAACCAAUAAGUACACCUCAUUACUCGAUGUUUUCCCAUCGAUAUAUGUGGGUAAAGUGGAAGACCUGAAGCAAGUGGUGAGGCUGAUGUGCAAGUCCAUUAAAGAGUCGAUGAAAAGCAUGGGCAUGCCCGUACCGCCAUGGAGAAGAAACGGGUACAUGAACUCCAAGUGGUUUAGUUCUUACAAGCGGACAACAAAUGAAGUUCCAACCGGAAAAACAGAGUCUGAUGAGGCUUUCGCCGGAAAAAGAUCGGUCGGGUUUGAGGCCCUGCCUGUGAUAUCUCGCUAUUGCAGAGAUGAUUUUCAAAGCAAGGUUGGUUUAAGAGUUGGGAAUUUGGUUGCUGUGCUAAAUGGCAAUGGUGGGAUGGGCAUGGACUUGUAGUUAUAUUUUGCUUGAAAAGAAAUUGCUAGGAUAGGUAUAUUAUUUGGUGGCUGGGGGAAGGGUGUUUAUAGUUUUGAGUAGUAGCCUAUAUAAGUGAGAUUUUGUAGCAUAGUCAAUUUGGUUUUUCUGUUCAUAGGCAUCCAAUUGUAGCUAUUUUGUGGAACG
Messenger RNA from Alnus glutinosa, 1255 nucleotides. RefSeq lists its product as uncharacterized. Bases 164 to 1090 code for a protein of 308 amino acids. NCBI's taxonomy places the organism in Eukaryota, Viridiplantae, Streptophyta, Magnoliopsida, Fagales, Betulaceae. The transcript is spliced from 2 exons. The record is from RefSeq and is a predicted model, not a curated record.